Messenger RNA from Neltuma alba, 1722 nucleotides. Its product is annotated as ultraviolet-B receptor UVR8. Bases 239 to 1612 code for a protein of 457 amino acids. NCBI's taxonomy places the organism in Eukaryota, Viridiplantae, Streptophyta, Magnoliopsida, Fabales, Fabaceae. The transcript has 16 exons. The record is from RefSeq and is a predicted model, not a curated record.
UCUUCUGCACUUACCGCCAUAACUUGAAGACGUUGCACAGGUGUAAGCCAUCAGUUUCUGUUACUUCUCGUAUUCUCUGUUCAGUUUUGUUUCUUUAACUUUAAUCACUUCGCGAUCAUCUGAGAUCUACUCUCUUUGUGAUCUUUCUUGAAACUUAGAAAAAUCAUCUGUCUUCUAUUCUUCUUGAUUCUCCAUGAACUGCUUCUGAAUUACGAGCGAAAAAUAAAAAGAUAACGAAAUGAGGCAUCGAAUUGGAUUCCAUUUUGCGAAAUUUAAACUCAGAACUGGACUGGAGUUAGGUUUAGGGCUUUUGAGAAGAUCGUUUGCUAGUGACCAAGGAAAGAGGUCAGCCGUGCUGUGGGGCAAUGGCGAUUAUGGGAGAUUGGGUCUUGGAAGCUUAGAUUCUCGGUGGAGACCUGCGAUUUGCUCUGCGUUUCAUAAUCAAAGCCUUAGAGCCAUUGCUUGUGGUGGUGCACAUACUCUCUUCUUAACAGAUGAUGGACGUGUUUAUGCCACUGGUCUUAAUGAUUUCGGACAGCUCGGCAUAUCUGAAAGUAAACAGUACUCAGUGGAACCAAUUCAGGUUUUUGGAUUGAAGAAGGAAAUUGUGAAAAUCUCUGCUGGUUAUAGUCACUCAUGUGCAAUUACAGUGGAUGGAGAACUGUACAUGUGGGGAAGGAACACGAGCGGACAGCUUGGACUUGGAAAAAGAGCUGAAUCUGUAGUUCCUCUGCCAACUAAAGUGGAAUUCUUGGACGGAAUCAAGAUUAAAAUGGCAGCUUUGGGUUCAGAGCAUUCGUUGGCUAUUAGUGAUGGAGGAGAGGCCCUAAGUUGGGGGAUGGGAGGAUCUGGUAAACUUGGUCAUGGCCACGAGUCCAGCAUUUUGGGAUUCUUAAGAAGUAACAGUGAGUAUACACCAAGGCUUAUAAAGGAUCUUGCAGGAGUCAAGGUUACAUAUGUAGCUGCUGGAUUGCAAACUUCGGCUUGUACAGAUGAGAAUGGUUCUGUUUUCAUAUUUGGUGAAAAAGGGAUUGACAAGUUGCGCUUUGGAGGGAUGAUUAAUGCAACGCCAUCAUUGGUUAGUGAACUUCCAUGCUCAGAAGAAGUUGCAUGUGGUGGCUAUCACAUCUGUGUGCUUACAGAUUCUGGAGAGCUUUACACUUGGGGUUCAAAUGAAAAUGGUUGCCUUGGCAUUGGUUCCUCAGAUGUUAUUCAUCAACCUGAAAGGGUUCUAGGUCCGUUCCUGAAGUCCUCUGUUAGCCAGAUAUCCUGUGGUUGGAAACAUACGGCAGCAAUUUCUGAAGGAAAAAUCUUUACGUGGGGCUGGGGAGGUUCUCAUGGGACUUUCUCCGAGGAUGGACAUUCUUCGGGUGGACAACUGGGUCACGGAAGUGACGUGGACUACAUAAAUCCAACAAAGGUUUCUAUUGAGGAGAAUAUGAAAGCAGUGCAAGUUUCAUGUGGAUUCAAUCAUACAGAUGAACACAGGAUCCUUCUUACACACACGACAGGCUCUAGGAAGUGGCGGCUUAACUUAAGUGAGGCAUACCCAUAUAUUGUAUUUAUUUUUGUUUCACAGGAAGAAAAGAACAUGCAAUGUAUAUGUAAAUAAAGGUUCGAUGAUGUUCGAGUUGUGUAGAUCAGUUCUGGAAAUAAUAAUAAUUAUAAAAAAAAGACGGAUAGCUCAUAUUAUUCUUCCAUUGUGUAAUAAUUUUAUUUUCA